This is a messenger RNA of Hermetia illucens (black soldier fly), 815 nucleotides long. RefSeq lists its product as uncharacterized. The record is from RefSeq and is a predicted model, not a curated record. The transcript has 4 exons. Bases 143 to 736 code for a protein of 197 amino acids. NCBI's taxonomy places the organism in Eukaryota, Metazoa, Arthropoda, Insecta, Diptera, Stratiomyidae.
UCAGCACUUUUUUAAGAUCAGUAUACAAGUUUGGGAAUUGUAAAAAUUUUUGUUAGUCGAGUAGCGAUCGUUUGAAAGUGAACGUGUGCCUCCUUUUCAUAUUUCUCGUCUCCCGCGGAGUUAGCAAACAAAUUCAGUGAUCAUGAAAUUCAAUAGCAUUUUCCUUCUAGCAAUUGUCUUAUUUUCGGCAUUAGUCCUAGUUUCCUGCCAAGAUGAUGCAGCCAAAGCUAGAAGCAAUCCAUUGUUGCGUCGUGCCGGUGCUCGAGCUGGUCCAAAAACCAGCACAACAACAGCAGCUCCAGCUGAAGAGGCAGAAGCCGGUGAAGAGGAUUACGACCAGGCCGAAGGACAAGAAGAAGGAGAACAAGAAGCUGAAGAACCUGUUUCCACCACAUCAUCGACAGAACCACCAAAGAAAAUUGGACCAAUCAUCCGUCCAUUCCGUAGCAACGAUGAUUUGCUCAAUGCCUUGAGACGUCGUCAAAUGAAUGCUAAGCCAGGAGUUUAUAAACCACUCCGCCCAACAUCAGGAGAUGAUGAAGAAAACAAAGAACCUGCACCAGCUCCAGCCGCAAAAUCGUCCUCUGCGAAAGACUCAGGCUCACGACGACGAUUUGGUAGGGGUAGCCCAAAAUCAGCUGCGGCUGGUGAGGAAGAAAUUAUUGCCGCCGAAGGUGAUGCUGCUGCUGCUCCAAAAACACCAUCACGCUUUAAUUUAAGAUCAGCAAGAAGUUAGAUAUUAAGAGUUUACCCGUUCCGUUGUUUGCUAUGCUAGUAAAUUUUGUAAAUAAAAAAGAAGAAAAUCACAAAAAUAA